Molecule: messenger RNA, 4255 nt
Organism: Drosophila grimshawi
Lineage: Eukaryota; Metazoa; Arthropoda; Insecta; Diptera; Drosophilidae
Exons: 23
Coding region: 97-4173 (1358 amino acids)
Biological process (GO): JNK cascade; protein phosphorylation; positive regulation of canonical NF-kappaB signal transduction
Molecular function (GO): ATP binding; MAP kinase kinase kinase activity; magnesium ion binding
Source: RefSeq, a predicted model, not a curated record
AGUACACUGUUGAUUUUCGUUGGGUGUGGCCGAACCAUUUAUACAUAAAAAUAAAUCAUAUAUUCACAUUUGAUCGACAAUUGUCUUGGGCAAACAAUGGCUAAUAUUUUGAGAUUAAAAGAUAUAAUUCAAUAUGGUUCUUACAACGCCCGUGAAGCCAUAUGGAGUAAUAAAGAGAGCGUGGCAAUCCCAUUAUCUGAGACCCAACUUCAGAAAGACGAUAUACAUUUACUUAUGCGUAUCAGACAUCCGAAUAUUAUUGAAAUAUAUGGCAUACAGCACGAUUAUGUACUAAUGGAAUAUUCGAAAUGUGAAUCUCUGCACACUUACUUACAUGGGAAGGAGCAGAGAGAAUAUACAGUAAGAGAUGUGCUUUCCUGGAUGCAUCAGGCCGCUAUGGGUCUUCAGUAUCUCCAUUCUAUGGAACCUAACCCGUUUUUCCGACAUAUUAAUACCAAGAAAUUUUUGCUAUCCAAUAACUUUUGCACCCUAAAAAUCGGUGGCAUUUUGGAGGAAGAGCUGGAAUAUGAGUCGCCAUUAGCAUCACUGGUAAAAUCACAAAAAGCGUGGAAUACUCAGAAGAACAACGUGUACAGCUUUGGUAUUAUCUUUUGGGAGUCUAUGUCGCGAAAGAUUCCGUUAUAUCACGGUCUUAUAAAACAGGCACCACAAACUGUUGUUAAAUACAUUACCUUCAUAGGAAUAAUACCAAUACUUAAUGAAAUACAAAUACCCAACUCUGAGCCGAUUAAAGAAUUAAUUGAAAAAUGCUGGAAUUCGGAUCCUGUUAAGAGCCCAGCAAUGGAAGAGAUACUUUCCCAAGUCACACAUUUUCUGAAUAGUUUCGACCCUUCAAUAUUGGAUCAAGUCUUCAGUGCUAAUAUAGGAAAAUUCUGGGACUUUGCAGCAAUUAAAAUGGGCGACGAAAUUGGCAAGGGCUACUUUGGCGUUACGUACAAAGCGACUUGGAAUGAUACGACUAUUGCUGUAAAAAAAUUGACACACAUUAUGAAUGAAAACAUUAAACAUCGAAUCGAGGAGCUAAUGCCUUUAUCAAAUCCACAUAUUGUGUCUAUACUUGGCAUCGCAAUGGAUGGAGAAUUUGCAAAUAUACUAAUGGAAUACUUGGAUUGUCCAUCCGUGUCCGAUUAUAUCCACGAUCGUAGAUACGAAGUUAGUUUGGAUUUGGUUUGGUACUGGAUGUCUCAUGCUUCUGAGGCAAUUAAUUACCUUCUAUGUGAGAAAAAGCUAGACCCCCGUUUUCUUUGCAAUUUGACGCCUAAAAAUAUGAUGUUGGGUAAAAAAAUGCAAUUAUGUAAUUUUUGUCUUGCAUUCGACGAUAAAGAUGGGUUGAAAGAAAAUCUAGAUAAGUCCUACUUAGCACCGGAGGUGAUGAACGAAGGAGAAUACUCUGCGCAGAGCGUCGUAUAUACCUAUGGCAUUAUCUUCUGGGAGUCAUUGACACGUCGGGAGCCUUUCCACAACUAUCAUGCAGUUAGUAUUAAGAAGGAACACCACAAAGGUAAACGUCCGCCUAUUGACAAAAUUAAACAAUUCGCUCCAGAUUCCCUACAGCAAAUUAUUUUAAAAUGUUGGCAUGAGGAUCCGAAGAAACGACUUGAGCUGGACAAGUUACAUGAAUCAAUUUUGGAAAUCUAUCUGGAUAUCAAAUAUUUUAAGCCGGAACCGUUGCGUAUCUCCACCAUUAUCCCCAAUACCAUUUAUAUUGGCGAUAUAAAUAUAUUAAAAACUGUUGGAGAAAGUCAAUUUGGCAUUGUCUACAAAGCUGAUUGGCAUGGAUGGGAUAUAGGGUUGAAAAAAUGUAAAAAUGUUUUAAAUAGUGAUAUCAAUUCAGAUCGUAAAGAAGAGAUCAAACAUUUUUCACGCAUGGACCAUGAGAAUAUUGUAACACUAUAUGACAUUGGUUAUAUUGAGAAAAUUGCACAUUUAGUCAUGGAAUAUUCUAAUUGUGGAUCUCUCUACAACUACUUGCAUGGUGAGGAACAGCGAAGUUGCACUGCUAUAAAUUCCUUUCACUGGAUGUAUCAGGCGGCAAAGGGGAUUCAAUACCUAUUAGAUGGGAGACCAAUUACAACUAUACAUCGCAAUUUAAAUUCUCAAAAUAUGUUGCUGUUCGAUAACUUCAGAGUCUUGAAAAUCAGUGAUUAUUGCUUUCCGGCAGAGGGGGAUUCUCUUUUAAACUAUCAAGAUAAUGCCUAUGUAGCACCAGAGGUCUUCGAGGAAGGAAAAUAUACAAAAGAGAGCGACGUAUAUAGCUUUGGGAUCGUGUUUUGGGAGGUGAUGUCCCGCAAGAAGCCCUUCUCUCAAUUCAACAGAUCAUUUGAAUUCACUAAUGUAGAAGAGAUCCAAAAUGGGAAACGUCCGCCUCUGAGUGAUAUAAUUGAAUCAGAAUUUAAUUACAUAAAGGAAAUAAUUGAAAGGUGCUGGGAUACAGACCCAAAAAACCGUCCUACAAUUUCGGAACUAGUCGAACAGCUGCAUGAACCUGAGUUGUUUGAAAAUGUAGACUAUGCAGAUAUUGAAUUUCGAGAGGAAUGUAUUGGUCGAGGUACCUUCGGAAUUAUCUGCAAAGCUAACUGGUGCGAAAAAGAGAUCGCAGUACAGCAAUGCACAAAAAGUUCAGAGGAAUUCGACUCUGACGAUGUCGGAAACAUUGAAAAUGUUGUCAGACAACUUUCCCGCGUUCACCAUGAGAAUAUUGUGGAGCUAUAUGGAAUUACAGUUCAUGAUAAUAACGCAUUUAUACUAAUGAAUUAUCCAGAUUGCAUAACCCUUCACAACUACUUGCAUGGAGAAGAGAAACUAGAGUAUACAGUGGGCCGUGGACUCAAUUGGAUGAUCCAAUGUGCUAAGGGUUUAGCUCACUUGCAUGCCAUGAAACCAGAACCAAUUUUUCAUAAUUGUUUAACGCCAAGCAACCUACUCCUAACCGAAAAUUACCAAAUUUUGAAAAUAAGCGAUUUUGGCAUUGCUCACGAACUGCCAAUGGCUUUUGACGAAGUCAUUUCAGAGAUUUAUGAAUCUAUGUUAAAUAUAUGUGAAACCCCAAAAAAAUACUAUUACGACUAUUGCUCCUUUGGCAAUAUUCUAUACGAAGUGAUGACACGCCAGAUAAAGCAUAUUGCAGAUGGUCUAUAUCUUUCACCGAUAUUCAUUAACUUAUAUGGCGCAGAUGAUAUAUCAGAAAUAAUUGAUUCUUGCGUGAAGGCGCCCUUUAAGGCUGUGGAAAUCAGAAAGAUAAUAUCUGUUCUUACAAAUAUACUCGUAACUUCUGAAUCUAGAAUACUUUCUCAAGUCAUCAUACCAAUCGAUGAAGAUGAGUGGAAUGAAUUAUGGCAAGAAAGUCUACAAAGGCAAAAUGUUGAAAAAGUGGAAUUUUCGAAAAUAGAGAUUGUUGAGGCAAUUGGGGAAGGCGCCUACGGGGUUGUUUACAAAGCGCGUUGUCCUAAAUGGAUUAUGGCGUUAAAAGAGUUUAAGGGAAAACCCAAUUCCCAAAGUCUCUUUGAUGCAUUUAACAAAGAGGUCCAGAUGCUUGCACCUCUUGACCACGAGAAUAUUGUGAAACUAUAUGCUACGUCCACAAAUUUUGGGACAUAUUAUUUACUCAUGGAAUAUGCUGAGAAUAAAUCGCUAUAUGACUACUUGCACGGAAUGGAAAAACGCAAAUACUUAAUGUCAGGUGGAAUGGACUGGAUGAAUCAGCUUGUUAAUGGUAUAGAAUACUUGCAUGAUUACGACCCACCGAUAAUUCAUCGCGAUUUGAAGCCUCAAAAUUUAUUACUAUUCGAAAACUACAAAACCCUGAAGAUUGGAGAUUUUGGCACCGUUACAGAAAUGAAGACAAAAAAUACGUCAAAUCUGGGCACAGAGUCUUAUCAGGCACCCGAGGUAAUCAGUUCAAAUGGAGAAUAUACGGAAAAAUGCGACAUUUUCAGCUUUGGCAUUAUUCUAUGGGAGGUAAUGUCUCGCAAAAAACCUUCCGAAUAUAUCGGAGAAGGGGGCCGACCGGAACUCCACGUUAAAAUUAUUACGGAAUGUGAGCAAUUGCAAAAACUGAUUGAGAGUUGUUGGCAUAGCGAUCCGGAGAAGCGACCCUCUGCCGAAUCAAUUCAACUUUGUACAAUUCCGUGUUCUGUUACUUAUAUUGACUAACUAACUAUAUUGACUAAUCAAAUAGAAAAAAUAAUAAUAAAAUCAUUGUAAUCCUGCUAUAGAUUAUAAUUUAGUCAUGAAA